ACGGACCAAUCAGAUGCGUCACAGGAAGUCAAUAAACUGUGACGGCGGGCCGUUCGAAUAUUGGUCGUUUCCACAGCAUUUCCGGAGCAGCAAUGGAGCAGCAGGCGGGACCAUCGGUCUGCUCUCAGUCAGGUGAUCAGAGCAAGGUGGUGAGCCUGGGGGCGGGGCUUAAUAAUGAGAGCAGUGCCAUUCAGCUGCGUCAACACUGUACGGUGGAGCUGAUGGUAGAAGGCCAGGAGAUGAGCUUAGAGGAGCAGCGGGCAAAGAGAUACCGGCAGAAGGGGAAGGAAGGUGCGUUCGCUGCCUGCCGGACGUCUCACGAUGCCUCCACUGACUGUGAGGAGAAAAUAAAGCUAUCGUUUUCAGAGAAGAUGAAAUGUCAGCAGGAGCAGCAGGAGCAGCUGCGCCAGGAGCUGGAGGAGAAGGAAAGGCUGCUCCUGCUCAGAAAGGCCCAACAGGUCAGUCACUCGGAUCAACUUCCUGCAGCCCUUCCCUUCAAAGUGUUCGACGAGUCCCGGUCUGGUUCUGAAGAGCCCGCUGGCAGCGCCGCCGGGCCGCGCUCAGACGGGCCGCCGGACGACGUCUUCAUGCGUCCCGGUGAGAAGGGGCUCUGCCUGAAGCUCCAGCUGCGUCGACGCCACGAGCAGAACCACGAGCAGAACCAUGAGCAGAACCACGAGCAGAACCACGAGCAGAACCAGCAUGCAGAUCCGCUGAGACGGACCUCAGAGGAUCUCUGGACCGAGCCGGACUCUGACUCUCCAAUCCUCUCCAAGAUGGCAGAGAAGCUGAGCCCCAUACAGGAGAUGAGUGUGGAAGCUGCUUCCCUGACCUCGCUGGGAGAACUGGACCAGAACCAGGAGCGGAUCGACGGCCGUCUGUCACCACCUGUAGAUCCCUGCGACCCAGAGGUUCACAGACAGCUGUUGGAGGUCUGUGACAUCACUUCCUCUCCAGACUUUCAUUCACACCAGCGUUCCCUACCUGCUGUGGAGGAGGGCGGCCUUCUGGACCUCGGGGGCGACACAUUCCUCAUUGCAGGCAGACAUUUGGACAGAGGCAGCUUCUCCAUCUUUAAAGGGUUUAAACAAAGUGCAGAGACGACAGAGUGCGUCUUUAUGAAGGUGGACAGCUGCUCGGUCCCCUGGGAUUUCUACCUGUUCAGCCGCCUUAGGGAGAGCUUGCCAUCUGCUGACGGAGUCCCUCUGGUCAGCUGCUUCCUGUUUGUAGACGGCUGCAUCACAGUCUACAGCCCCCCCGCACACCACCUGUUCACGGAUCUGACCGACUGCGACGCGGGUGACCUGUGUGUCGGUCUUAAAGCCAUCAGCCUGUUGCAGCUGGUGCUGCAGCUGCACUCCUGCAGCCUGCUGCAUGCGGGGCUGCGUCCCAGCGUUCUCGCCUCCUGCCACAGAGGGAUCGAGGACUGGCUCUUCCCAGUCGACUGGUCUUCCUCACUGGAUCUGGACCUUCAGAAAGACGUCACAUCGGUCCAGCAGCUCCCGUCAGCGCAGACCUACAUCAGGUUGGGUCUCCUGGAGCCCACUGACCCGCCACACGUGGUGGACCUGGUGGGCGUGGCUGAAACGGUCUACUUCCUCCUGACGGACACCAAGAUGAUCCCCGUGAAGGACGGCAGCGGCUGGACAGUAGAGCAGUACAGUGGAGACGGACCCUGCGACAUCUACACCACGACUUGGAGGAGGUUUUUCCGUUAUCUGCUGAACCCCGGACAUCGCUCAUCGGUUUCUCUCCUUUCAGACAUGAAGGAGGAGCUUUCUUCACUCUAUCUGGAACAUCAGUAGUCCAUGUUGUAUUUGUUCUCAUGCUUGAUUUAAAUCAUCUAAUAAAGUAAAACACUACUUGA
This is a messenger RNA of Fundulus heteroclitus (mummichog), 1867 nucleotides long. It is a transcript of the gene bub1ba, whose product is annotated as BUB1 mitotic checkpoint serine/threonine kinase Ba. Gene Ontology annotation, biological process: meiotic sister chromatid cohesion, centromeric; mitotic spindle assembly checkpoint signaling. NCBI's taxonomy places the organism in Eukaryota, Metazoa, Chordata, Actinopteri, Cyprinodontiformes, Fundulidae. Gene Ontology annotation, molecular function: protein kinase activity. The transcript has 13 exons. Bases 93 to 1805 code for a protein of 570 amino acids. The record is from RefSeq and is a predicted model, not a curated record.